AUGACAAGUCCCAUCGACGCUGCCGCCACCAAGGCUACCGCGACGGCCGCUGCGGCACAAGUUGAGCUCGACGCAGCUCUUGCCAAGGCGGACCUUGACGCCAAGGCCGACAACUACGCCCAAUGGCGCGGCCUAUUCGAGGUCGCCCUGCAAAAGUUCACCCUCGACGACCACAUUUGCGCGUCUUCCUCCUCUUCCCCCGAUGCGCAGUGGCUUCAUUUCGAUGCCCUCGUUCGCUCAUGGCUGUACGCCGCCGUCACCCCGAACCUCCUCGCCAUGGUGAUGGACACCUCAGCCACGGCCUACACCAUUUGGUCGCGCAUCGAGGGCCUCUACCGCGACAACGCCAACACACGCGCCAUCUACCUCGAGCAGGAGUUCCACAGCCUCAUGCAGGGGUCCUUGUCGGUGGCGGAUUAUUGCCACAAGCAAAAGUCUCUUGCCGAUGAACUGACUGUUGUGGGCACACUAGUUCUGGACAGGAGCCUCGUCCUCAACACUCUGCGCAGACUGAGCCCUCGCUUCGCGCACACGCGCACAUUGAUCUCCAUGCAGCGUCCUCUUUCGUCGUUCUUGGAGACCUGUUCCGCUCUCCUCCUUGAAGAACUCACGUUCGGGACAGAUGCAUCAAGCGACUCCUCCAACCCGUCGGCUCUAGUCGCAUCUUCGGCCGGCCUGUCCAACAAAAACUCCACUGGCGGAUCUUCCUCCAACACAUCGGGCGGCCACCAGUCUCGUGGUCCCUUCACCAACUGCGGUAGCAACAACUACCGUCGCCGUAACAAUGGUUGCGGCAGCGGCUCCUCCAAAGGCGGCGGUGGCAACAACAACAGCCAGGGCUCCGCUCCCUGGCUGUCUCUCCAGAACCCGUGGGCCGGGUCCAUCCAAAUGUGGCCUGGACAAGGGCCCUAG
Phragmites australis (common reed) is the source of this 912-nucleotide messenger RNA. RefSeq lists its product as uncharacterized. The transcript has 2 exons. Lineage: Eukaryota; Viridiplantae; Streptophyta; Magnoliopsida; Poales; Poaceae. Bases 1 to 912 code for a protein of 303 amino acids. The record is from RefSeq and is a predicted model, not a curated record.